Messenger RNA from Oncorhynchus tshawytscha (Chinook salmon), 7040 nucleotides. It is a transcript of the gene senp7, whose product is annotated as SUMO specific peptidase 7. Gene Ontology annotation, cellular component: cytoplasm; nucleus. Gene Ontology annotation, biological process: protein desumoylation. Lineage: Eukaryota; Metazoa; Chordata; Actinopteri; Salmoniformes; Salmonidae. Bases 1986 to 5192 code for a protein of 1068 amino acids. The record is from RefSeq and is a predicted model, not a curated record. Gene Ontology annotation, molecular function: SUMO-specific endopeptidase activity. The transcript is spliced from 25 exons.
ACAAAUAGGGGCUUGUGGCACCAUUCGUCCUAACAUAAUCAGUUUCCCCAAGACCAAGGUAAACAACAUGACAAAGACAGCAGAGAGGGGACCAUACGUUGGAUCAGGACUGACAAGCUGCUUUUUGUGAAAUGGAAGGACACUAGGGAAUUAACCAUGCUCACCACACAACAUGAGGUAUUCAAUAACUACCAAUGUCUCAAGGAGGGUGAAAAGUGCCAAUGGGGCAUGGGGGAGGAAGAAUGUCCCUAUUCCUGUUUCUGUGAAGGACUACAAUGCCAGCAUGGAGGGUGUUGACCUAUCUGAUGCUCUGAUAGGCUACUACCAGGUCCUCCACAAGACCAGGAAGUGGUAUAAGACUUUUUUCUUACCACUUUGUGGACAUUGCUACAGUAAAUUUUUUCAUUCUCCACAAGCAGAUGGCCAAAGCAAAAGGUCAAACCCCUCUCUCCCAGUUGGCCUUCAGAGAGCAGCUGGUGUUGGAAAUUGCUGAAUUAUGGGCCCAGAGCAACCUCACAACCAUCACAAGACCCCCCACUCAAGAUCCCAUCAUCCGCAAACAAUGAUCUCCAAAUUUCAGGUCUCACCUGGGAGAAUACAUCAUCAAUCAUAAUGGAGAACAAAAAAGGACUAAUGACACUUCCCUGGGGGGUACCAUUAUCUACCUCAUAGCUUUCUGACAUAGAGAUCCCCACCCUGACUUGUAUUGAUUGCCCAAAAAGAAAAUCCUUUAUCCAGUUAAAAACCCUUCCUACAACCCCCAUGUUAUCCAGCUUGAUAAGUAGGCCUUCCUUCCACAUCAUAUCAUAAGCCUUCUCUACAUCAAAGAAAACGCCUCCCACCACCUCUUUAUUUGCCUGUGUCUUCCGUAUGACUGACUCAAGGCACAGUACAGGAUCUAUCAUUCCCCUGCCUUUCCUGAACCCACUUUGAUCUGGUGACAUUAGUCCUCUACUCUCUAGAACGAAUCACCUGCCUUCAUCUGACUUGAGAUCAACCUGAGAUGGCUCCUGUUCACUCAACUCCUCAUCAUCACUACUCUCCUCUGACAAGUCCUGCGAAGGCUCCACAGUCUUGGAUUAAUUUCCAAAUAGGCUUUCUUUCUCCAACGACUCAUGGCGGAGGAUAAGCACAGAUAGAACAAUGAGACCGAUAUUUGGUUGGCGUUUCCACUUACUACCAAAUAUGGUGGUGAGAGGAAGCACAGUGGUCGGCAGUGGGGCAAGAUAGAUUUUGGCCGACAUUCGGCUAAUUUUGUAAUCGAUUAAUCAUUUGAUCUCAGUACAGUUUUCUGUUUCCAAAACUAGAAUAUGUUACCAACAGAGUGGACUACGUUUUUUAGACUUUACCCUUUGCCAAUUUUUUAAAAGAUUGCGUUGUUUGAAAGGACUGCAAGGGCAAAUUGAGUUAUUGCACAUGCGUACUUCAUAGAGUAGGCGUUUCCCAACGGAAAUAUGCAAAUAUAUGCUAGAACGCACCAAUAGGCUCUCGCUAUCUCGUGCUUGGCUCUGCCCACCUUGCUUAUUCUGCCCACUCUGAAUUAAUUUUCUCCCAUUGGAAAUGACAGGCUGUGGUCUAUCUUGGGUUAGUUAUAAAAAAUCUUUGGUUUAAGUGCCUUCAAAAAUAUGCCAUUCAUAUUUAUCUCUAUAGGCACUAAAGCGGCCAGAUCGUACACUUCCGGAAACACCAGGAUGUUCUUCUGUCCAGGAAAAGCGUGAAAAUAUCUACAACCUGUGCGAACAACGCAACGUGUAGCUAUUUAGGAUUUUAAAGGCGUUCCAGUUAAUCAGCGAGAUGCUUUGGAGUGUAUGGUAGCUGUUUACAUUGCCCUUAUCCUCGCUCUUUUGGUCACGUUUGUGUAUGUUGCACUAACUCGCUGUAUUAUUGAAGCUUGUUGGCUGCGUCACCAUCGCUGCCUGGAUUGGUCACGGGGCCCUGGAGAAGGAGUGGCCUGAGGUCAAACCCUAAAGCACCAGAGCCUGGUCAUGAUGGACCAUAAGAGAGCACUCACCAUUUCACUGGCCGUUGACAAGGUGGAUAACUCUCAAAUGGGAAGUCCACUAAAAAUUCCCAAGAUCCUUCUUUCUUCAGAGUUGAGAUGUGGGAAUGAAGAGUCACAGAUUCACUGGACCCAGAUUGCUGGAAACGGAAUCAAACUCCAAAAGUCUUGUCAGCAGAAUGGAUCCAUCUCUUUGGAUCACGGCCAAGCGGCUUUAGCCCAAGCGGCAAUGAACUGCACGCAGCUCCAGUUGGUCCUCACGGAUGUCCUGAAGACGGAACAGGGGCAGGCCUACCUAGACAGGAAGAUGCGUGGCAAGAUGACAGGAACUGGAGAGAGGAAGAGAGAGUCACCGAUGGGGAGCGGGCAAAGGAGGGUGUCUCAGAGUAGCAGAGAGGGGAGGGAGGAUUGUAGAGAUUUUAUAGCACACAGAAAGAGACCCCAUGACCACCCCACUCCCACCUCGACCCCGACCCGCAAGGAGAGGAGGUCACACCACAGAAGGGGGUCAGAGGAAGACGAGGAGGUGAAGGAACUUUUAAUAGGAGAGGAAAACAUCAAAGACCAGAGAUGCAACAGUAGUGUGUCAGGGAGGCACAGUUCACGGGAACCCCUGGAGGAGGUGACCUUUACUGAGGGGGACAUGCACCAGGAAAAGCCUUACCCACAAUCCACCAGGACUAGGAAGGCAGAUUCAGGUUCAAGCGAAUCCACACAUGUUGAGAGGGAGAGUUGGAGGAGGGAGUCUGGGCUCUACAGUAAUGGACAGGUGAAGGAUGGAGGGAUGAAUGAUGGAGUGGCAGAGGGCUUGACCACAGACGCCUCCAGGAGCUCCAGAGGGAGCGUGCUGCACCUCUCCAGGGAGGCCAGAGGCGGGGGAGGACUGCCCCCCAAACAGCUGUGUCUGGGGGGGACGGGGGGCAUAGACACUAAUGUAGCAUCCAUAGAAGUAGAGGUGGACCCCUCAAACUUUGACGGGACCCCGAUGGUAGUCACUGUGGGGGAAGACAGGGAAGUUGCCAUCUCCUCUAACCCCAGCUGUGGAGGGGUUAAUGAGAGGAGAGGAACCCUGUCCUCCAGCCAGGAUAGGACGCCCAAACUCAGUCCUGUUGAACCCAUCGUUCUCUCCAGUGAUGAGGAGGUAGUCACCCCGUCCCACAGUUCAGUCCUUUGGCCACAGACUAGUGAGUGUGAGUCCCAGAGAAACCAUGCUCAGGAAGACAACGUGGUGGAAGAGACGGACUUUCAGGUGAUGCCUGUGGUGGUGACAGGGUUUGGGGUGGCCAGUUUCCCCAGCACUGAGGACUCUGAGGGUAUGGUCCUACCCUUCUCUGCCCUGCACUGUGGGGGGGUCCGAGGGGAGUCCAGCGGAAACCUCAUGAUCACAAACCACAGAAUCAUCAUACCAAUUAAAGGCCAGGUAGAUGUGAUGGUGACUGUGGAGCGCUGUCAGCUGUGGAAGUACAGCAUCUGGGACAGGGAGGAGCUACAGGAGAGAGGGCUGGGGUGUGAGGUCAAGGGAGAGAUGGGGCAGCCUCCCCCCGCCCUCCUCCUCCUCUACGUGUCAGAGGCCCAGGCAGUCGCCGUUCAAGAAGACCUGAGGGAGCUGUCAAUCAAACAGGCCUUAGAACCACCCACUGGCCAGGCCAGUCCCUUCCUCCUGCUGACUCUGCAUGCCCCUCUGGAGGGGGUGGAAGGGGCUCUACUUCGCUCCAUCCUCGACAUCAUCUGUCUCAACAACGUCGACGCUGCAUGUCUCUGGGGGAACGCUCCCAUCAACGAGGCGGUGGUCCUCCACAGUCCCCUCCUGUCAUUGGAUGACAGUCUGGCGCUGAUCGGUAGAACCGGACUAGACCAUCAGCUGCUCUCCCUACUGGGACAGAACAAUGCCGAGCCUGUCACAGAACCCGACCAAGACAGAGACACACCUGGGCCAAAUCUGGACACUGUGGAGGGAGAGUCACAGACACCACCGGAGACAGAGGUACAGGCAGAGGAGGAGGAGCAGAGGGAGGCAGAGAGCGUACCCCUCGCUGAGGAGAGUCCAGUCCAGCCCAGACCCGUGUACACAGUGUGUCACAGCAGAACCAGAGGCUCCUACUCUGUGUUCUUGGGCCCGAAGCCAGGCUCCAACUGGACCCGAUACAAGCACCAGGGCCCCACACGCAGGUUGAUCCAGUUUCCUCCACCGCCUUCCAAAGGAGGGAUCGCCGUGACAACAGAAGAUCUGGAGUGCCUUGACAACGGCCAGUUUCUGAAUGAUGUCAUCAUCGACUUCUACCUCAAGUAUCUGCUUCUGGAGAGGGUUCCGCAGGAUGUGGCUGAUCGCGCUCACGUCUUCAGCAGCUUCUUCUACAAGCAGCUCACUCGCCGAGACAAUGCCAGUGAGGACAGUACCAGCGUCUCAGCGCAGCGGAGGCGGCAUCAGCGGGUGAAGACAUGGACACGACAUGUGGACAUCUUCCAGAAAGACUUCCUGUUUGUGCCUGUCAAUCAGGAAGCCCACUGGUACCUGGUGGUGAUCUGCUUCCCUGGCCUGGAGGAGCCUCAGUGUGAGGAGGGGAGCAGCCCAGCCUCGCUGAGAGGAACAGGGGGAGAGAAGCCAGACGAGGCCCAGGCUGAAGAGGAGGCCUCUGGGUCCAAAAAGCUAAAUGGCAUCAGUGAAGUCACCCCUGAAUCAAUUAGCACUGACAACCAGGACAAACUGACAGUUACAGUUUCAAAUGUUGUGGUACAGAGUGAAUCAGUACUCCAGCCACCUCCUGGACCUCUGGACUGCACUGAGAAGACCUGUCACAGAGAGACCAUCUGUAAACGACCCUGUAUUCUCAUCAUGAACUCCCUCAAGUUUUCCCUCCAUGAGCGCAUCUUCAAACUCUUACGGGAGUACCUGCAGUCGGAGUGGGAGCUGCGUCGGGGCUCUGUGCGCGAGUUCAGUUCUGAGCAGAUGCGAGGCUCCCACUGUAAGGUCCCCCUACAGGACAACAGCAGCGACUGCGGCCUCUACCUGCUGCAGUACGUGGAGAGCUUCCUGCAGGACCCUGUGGUGCACUUUGAACUCCCCCUGUGCCUAGAACGCUGGUUCCCACGGCAACAGGUGAGGAGGAAACGAGACGAGAUCAGGGACCUGGUGCUACACCUGUACAGACACCAGAGGGGCACGGUGGGGAGUAUAGGAAAUGUAGUCAGCUAGGGCAUGGGGGGUAAUAUUAUGGCUGUGACCAUAUCAGUAUCGCAAUGUUUUUUCCAUGGCAAAAAUGAAAACACGAAGCAGACCAAACACUUUGGUCCUUUAAAAACCUGCUGUAUGUAAAAUAUUGUGUGCUAUAGCUUGGAAAAUAAAUAAAUGUGACUCUGGGUGACAACAUGAGGAUGUUUGUUUCCAACAUUAGGACUGUUUUCCUGAAGAAGUUAAAUCUGCUUUGUGUUUUGUUUCUUUGACAUGAUACUAACGAGUGUUGCGGUACUGGUAUUAUCUUGGCCCUAGGUAGUAUAGGAAACAUGGGAAAUGUAGUCGGGCACAAGUGGGUAGUAUAGGAAACAUGGGAAAUGUAGUCGGGCACAAGUGGGUAGUAUAGGAAACAUGGGAAAUGUAGUCGGGCACAAGUGGGUAGUAUAGGAAACAUGGGAAAUGUAGUCGGGCACAAGUGGGUAGUAUAGGUAACAUGGGAAAUGUAGUCGGGCACGGUAAGCACCUUGGCUGCAUUCCAAACACUUAACAGACACACCCUCUCCCCUCAGCCCUCAAAUUAAGUGGACACUUCUGAUGACGGGUCAUGACGUCUGGCAGGGCAAGGGAGGAAGGAAUGAUUUUUAAAUGGAGCGCCCUUGCCCGGAAGUUUGUCACUCGUUUGUCCCACAACAAUUGUGUUUUUAGCCACCAGUGGCUUGUGGGUGCUUUAUAUGAGCUACAGUCAAUUCUGAUUUUAUGUCUACUUAUAUUAACUAUAUAAUUAUUCAUAUACGUCUACUGUAUGAUAGCUAGCAAACUAAUUAGCUAACUAAGGUUAGCCUGCCAAGCUGGAACUUCUGAACUUUUUAUUUCUACAAUUUCCAAAAACUAACCAAACAAAAGCAUCAUUACUUUUAUGAGACGUGUUUGUGCAUUAGUAGCACAAUUUCUAACUUAUUUACAUUCGUUUUUACUCACACUUGUAUGUUGACUUCUCCAUAUUGACGUUGAGGUUUUAAGUUUUGGCUGAGUUUUCUUAGCGGAAGUGCAAUCAUCGCAAAUUGAAUUAUGGGGCAUUACAGGCCCGAAGUGAACAUAAUAGUACACUUGCAAACUCAAUUAAAAACAAGGGCUGAUGGGGCUUACGUUUUGAACUUCCCUUGUUUGGCUAAUCGUUUGGAGUGAAGGCCAAGAUGGUGACGGGGAUUCCCCCGAGGGCAUAAGACAAGGGUAAGUGGAGGAAGGUGUUUCUUUUGUGAGUUUGAAACGCAGCCCUUGAGAUUCUGCUCAUGCUGAGCAACCAGUACAUUUACAUUUCAGCCUGAUAUAUUAAAAUAUUAUUUAAGCUUUUGUAGUUGUAUCACUGGCCAGCUGGCCACCAUUCAAAUUACAUGCAGAUGUCUCAUGUCAACCUGUAAAUUGUCACUAACGUCAAAGGCUGUUGCAUUAAUGAUUUAAAUCUCUCCGGGGAUGAAUAUGAAGGACUUCCUGCAGCAGCUGUAGAGUGUCUCUUUCGGUGCUUGUUUUAAGCUGAGGCAUUAAACGGGUCUUCCACUGAAAUUCAACAGUUUAAACAGGUUCUUCUUUACUUUUUCAGUGUAACAUCUCUUUAGAAAGUCUGUCCCCUCUGCACCUUAUAGAUGGGCCCUACAUCCCACCACUAUAGCCUCGUUUAACAUGAGAUCAGACUGAACAGUCUUGCAUUUAUUAUUUCACCUGUGUUGUACUAUUUAUUUCUCCCCUAGGUGAUUUUAUUGUAACUUAUGUCAGUUAGAUUUUUACAUGUGGAUUUUGUUUCUAAAAUGUACAUUUUGAUGAAAUGUGUUUUGAAUAUAAAAUGUAAUAAAUACAUUUGUAGUCUGAAUUACA